AUCGAAUUCAAUUAAUAAAUAUACAAAAGUUUUUAUCCGGCAAAAUAAGCAGUGUUAGUGGUAAAGUUGUUAGCUCUUCUAAAAUGAUUGUACGGAUAUGUUGGUAGAUACAAGAAUCAAAUCAAAUGAAUGUUUGGGUUUAUACCCAUUGAUAUUGGUAUGAAUAAUCAACAAAUAGUGGGUAUCACUUAUACAAGUGUUAACAGCAACAUUUGGUGUUGUGACAGCGUACAAUUUACGGAAAAUGACCAGCGUAAGUUUACAACAACUUGACAAUGGAGAUGUAUACACCUCCAACGGAACAACUGGAAAUAAUACUUCAACUGGAACGCUAAAUGUAACGGGAUGCGACAGUGCUGAACAAAUAACAAAAUUAUUUCCAAAAUGUCGGCCUAGAGCUGAUGUGAACCUAAAUCCGUUAGUGGUAGUUCGGUCCACAUCAUCUUCCAAUAAUGAACACGAUGAUAUGAAUACAUCACCGCCCACAAUGUUGUCACCAGAUACUCCGGAACCGUUAAUUAGUAUACAAGAUUUAAAUGAAGCAGAUAGGGUAAUUGAAAUAGCGGGUGGCCGUGAAAUAUAUUCACAAAGUCGUACAAAGGCAGCACGUAAAUCACGUUAUAUUGGUGAUUAUGCGGAUAAGAAAAAAGGUGUAUGGGAUGUACGAACACGUUGUAGUGAUUCAUUAAAACAUAAUAAUCCACGUGAAGUUACGGAAACCGUAUUCUCGACAGAAGUAUGUUCGGUACGACAUCAACGACCUAACGUACACUCAAACAAUGUAUAUACAAAAGCAAAUAGUGUUGUUCCAACAACGGAGGCAACAGUUGUAAGUCCAUCCAGACAAAUGACUGUUGUAUCAUGUGGUGAAGUUGUUGUGUUUGAUGAUAUCGGUGAUAAUUGGCAAGGUUUACGACUUGAUUUAUGUCAAGACAAUAAUAAACAACAGACACAAGCGCAGCAGCAACAAUCGCAACAACAACAAACACAGUCUCAACAAAUUGUAAAAUUACCGUCAUCGGAGAGUAAUGACCGAGGAACGGAACAAUCAAGUAGAGAGGAUUCACCGAACGAGACAUCACAGUAUCAUCGAACUACGACUGACUUUUUUAAAAUCGUUACGUCAGUGUCUGAUUUUGAUGCUGAUUCCUUAUCACCGGAACCGAAUAACAAAGUUGCUCAAAUGAUUGGUAAUCUACCAAUUGCUGUAUAUGAAGGAUCACCGCGACGUUAUGGACCACGGCAACCUGAAACGAAUACACAAUCAAACCAUCCAACAUUACCUAGUGCACAUAGUUUAUUGGCAUCACCAUCCGUGUAUCCACCACGACCUGGUUUUCCACAACGUGUGGUCACCACACCUAGUGAAAAUGAACCACAACAAAUGAAUUCACCUACCUCAGAUGCCGAGAACACAGUACAUCCAGUAAAUUCAACAUUUGAUUAUUUGUAUGAAUUUUCGGAAACGCGUAAAGUAUUGGAGGAAUUUUUUAAAUGUCCACCAGAGAAUGAGAACUCAUUGUUAGAGGAGACGUCAUUCCAGGAUUUAGAUUAUGAGUUACAUAGACAAGCUGGAUCUGGGGAUUCAGGUAGUUCCUAUGUUGGUCAAAGACUGGCCAAAGUUCGUGCUGAUCAAAAUGAAUAUUUAUCACAUAUGGAUUCACCAAGAAAACCUAAUGUAUCCGAUUUUCCAAGAAUACAGGAUCAUGAAGUAUUAGAGCACGAAAACAAUUUCUUGGAUCUAUCAGUGGGUACAGGUUCAAGUGGUGAUCUAGGUGAAACUGAAGUAGGUUUACAAGUGGGCCAUAGUCGUAAUUUUACAUUAUCCCCCGAGACAACGGAUUGUGAUUCAAAUUGUGGUGAUUUAGACAGUGAAAUGUCAUUAAUGCUGAUGGAGAAUGAAUUGGGUCCAUCAGCUGUCGGACUAUUAGGUUCUAGUGGUGAUUUAGUGGCGCCAACCGAUUCAUUAAGACUAUAUUCAAGUAUGCCUGUCCUAGAAGAUGGUUUAUCGUCAGGACAUGCUAGUGAUACAGAUAAUAAUAAUCCAACGGUAAUAUUAAUGAAACGACAAAUUACCGAAAUUGAACGUGAAAUUAUACAAAGAAGUCAUUUAAACGAUAAUAAUUUAUCCUCAACUUCGAAACUAAUUGAAAAUAAUUCUAAAGAAAAUGGAUCGUUAGAUCGAAGUUCACCUGUUGAAAUACUCAUUGGUAAUGAAACUUCGGUCAAUUCUUUCCAAGAAAAUGAGACUGAAUUACAUAAUAUUGAUCCCCUUGUAUCAGAAGUUACACCUCCUCCACCUGCACCAGCGCCACAUAGGCGACCAAGUGAUGUAGCAAUUACUGAAAUUGAAGAAAGUCCUCCUGACCGUGUCGAAGCGGCAAUUCAAGAUAUACGUCUUGCACUUCAACGUACCAAAACACUGCCUUUCACAUUAACAAAUGUUGCACCUCAAGUAAGUCCGACUGAACAGGACUCAUCGAGUCCUGUAUGGGUACCUAGACAACGGGGUAUGUCUGGUGCAAGUCGUGAUUCCGAUUCUGUUGAACGGAAAGCUCAGAGCGGCGAAGAAGCGGGUGAUGAAGAAGAAGCGGAUACAGAUUUAGAAACAGAUCGAUUAUUAGGACAACAUCGAACUGACGACCAAGGAUUUUAUGAUGAUAAAUUGGAAUGGCGAAAACCGAAAUCCAGGACCAUAAUGCCUUCAUCCACAACAAAAUCAACCCCUCCAAAACCUAUAUUAGCACUAUCACCAACUCAACAACAAGCGGUAACGGUGUCAGUGGGGGGUGAUCGUUCAAAUGGGGCUGGUACAAAUGGUUGUGAUGACAGUAGUAAUAAUGUGAUACCAUUGAAUUGUACCGCAAUUGUUACAAACAAUAAUCCAUUAAUCCAAACAGCCAAUAAUAAUAAUAGUACAUCCUCACCUCAACCGCCACAAUCCACAAGUCCCUUAACUGAGCAGUCUAAUGGCAGUCCAUCAGACAAAAAUUUAUCACCACAAAGCCAGAAAGGGUCCAAUACAUCUGUCAAAUCUAAAAAGGACAAGGAAAACAAGAAGAAGGGAAGAAAUAAAGAAGGACUUCAUGAACCGUCAGUGUUAAUCGAAGGAGUUCUAUUUCGUGCGAGAUAUUUGGGAUCAACGCAAUUAGUCUGUGAAGGUCAACCAACGAAAAGUACUCGAAUGAUGCAAGCGGAAGAGGCUGUUUCACGUAUUAAGGAGGCAUCCAACCAAAUAUGUCAAAGUUAUCGCCAGUACGGCCACAGCAGUAUGACGUCAUUAGGCAGUUACGACAAUGAGACAGGAAUGGAAGACAAUAUUGACGAUAAUGAUGAUAGAGAUAGUUGCGACAAUAUAGCUCCGCCGGUGUCUGUCAACAGUAUGACAACACCCGUGGAAGAUGUAUCUGUGUUAAGUCAUAUCCCACAUCUAACGAUGCCAGUAUCCCCAGCACAAUCACAAGUUGUGCCGCCCAUGGCUUUGGGUGUUGGGGCAACUGGUACGGUUUUUCGUCUCCAAUUUCUUGGAUCUGUUGAAGUGGAUGAGGAAGGUGGAAGAAAACGACGUAAACGUCUCAAGAAAGUUAUGGUCGAAGAAGCUGUUACAAAAAUUAAGGCAUUGGCACCUGAUGGCGAAUCGCAACCAAGUACAGAAGUAGAUCUAUUUAUAUCGACUGAAAAAAUAAUGGUAUUAAAUACGGACCUGAAAGAAAUUAUGAUGGAUCAUGCGUUACGAACAAUUUCCUAUAUAGCUGAUAUUGGUGAUUUAGUUGUGUUAAUGGCACGGCGACGAUUAGUUCCACACGAAAUGGAGGAUCCACCGAAAAUAAAUCGUACACCAAAAAUGAUAUGCCAUGUGUUUGAAAGUGAAGAAGCUCAAUUUAUCGCACAAUCAAUUGGACAAGCGUUUCAAGUUGCCUAUAUGGAAUUUUUGAAGGCGAAUGGUAUUGAGGAUCAUAGUUUUGUGAAAGAAAUGGAUUAUCAGGAGGUGUUAAAUUCACAAGAGAUUUUUGGUGAUGAAUUACAAAUGUUUGCCAAGAAAGAAAUGCAGAAAGAGGUCGUUGUACCAAAGUCAAAAGGUGAAAUAUUAGGUGUUGUAAUUGUCGAAUCUGGCUGGGGAUCAAUGCUUCCAACCGUAGUUAUUGCAAAUUUAGCUCCAGCUGGUGCGGCAGCACGUUGUGGCCAAUUAAAUAUUGGUGAUCAAAUAAUUGCCAUAAAUGGUGUCAGUUUAGUCGGUUUACCAUUAUCAACGUGUCAAAAUUAUAUUAAAAACUCUAAAAAUCAAACUGUAGUUAAAUUAACAGUAGUCCCUUGUGCUCCCGUUGUUGAAGUUAAAAUUAAACGACCAGAUACUAAAUAUCAACUUGGAUUCAGUGUUCAAAAUGGUGUUAUAUGUAGUUUACUUCGUGGAGGAAUUGCAGAACGUGGUGGAGUUCGUGUUGGACAUCGUAUCAUAGAAAUUAAUAAUCAAAGUGUAGUGGCUGUACCUCACGAAAAAAUAGUAAAUCUUUUGGCAACAUCGGUUGGCGAGAUAUUAAUGAAAACAAUGCCAACAUCGAUGUUUCGACUUCUAACCGGACAAGAAAAUCCAGUGUAUAUUUAAUCGUAACUUAUAAAAUUAUUAUAUAAUAAUGUGCAAGUUUUAAUAUUAAAAAAUAAGCUGUGCAACUAUUUAGUAUGUACUAUUUGUCGGACCUGCAAGUGCCUCGAGGAGUGUAUGUGUGUUUAAAAAAAAAAAUAAUAAUAACAUUUCUUAAAAAUAACUUAUUAUGAUUAUUAUGAUUAUUAUUAUUAUUAUUAUUAAUGUGUUCUCCUUAAAACAAAACAAAACAUUUCAAACCUUAAAACCUUAAGACAAAAAAAAAUAAAUUCCUCUCUUUAAUAUUAUCAAUCCCCAUCUAUCUUUCUUCGUUUCUGAUAAUUCCAACUAUUGUAUACUAGACAAAGAGAUCAAACAAAAAAUGUACACUGUCUCACCUUAAUUUAUCAACCAACCCCCACCCCCACCCCUUACAAAAAUUAUAUAGCAGGAAUGUAGGCAACUUUUUGAGGUUUAAAAAAAAAUUGUUUAGGUCAUUAUUAAAAUUGAAAUUAUAUCAUAGAAUUAUAAUACUCGUUAUGUAAGCAGUUUUUUUGGAAUCAAUUUAUAUUUCAUUGUAACAUGUUUCAACUGAAACAAAAAUAAG
Chrysoperla carnea is the source of this 5186-nucleotide messenger RNA. RefSeq lists its product as uncharacterized. NCBI's taxonomy places the organism in Eukaryota, Metazoa, Arthropoda, Insecta, Neuroptera, Chrysopidae. Gene Ontology annotation, molecular function: protein binding. Gene Ontology annotation, biological process: chemical synaptic transmission. Gene Ontology annotation, cellular component: cytoplasm; plasma membrane; dendritic spine. Bases 245 to 4603 code for a protein of 1452 amino acids. The transcript is spliced from 18 exons. The record is from RefSeq and is a predicted model, not a curated record.